This is a messenger RNA of Funneliformis geosporum, 264 nucleotides long. The record is from the annotation of a GenBank genome assembly. Lineage: Eukaryota; Fungi; Glomeromycota; Glomeromycetes; Glomerales; Glomeraceae.
AUGGAGCGACAUAAAUCUGAACAGACAUCAAAAUCGUCAGAAACCAGAGAGUGGACAUCAGAAAAGAAAUCAAAAAAAACCUUUGAAGCGAAGGAAGAAACAGUCAUAGAUGCUGACAAUAAUCCGUUGUUUGGAUCUGAACAUGAAAAGAAUUCGAACAAUGCAACUGCUAACCAAGACGAUGAGGAUGGUAUUGAUUUUUUAGUUAUCAAAGUUCGGACUGUUUACAGCAGUCAAUAUUGGAUAUAUUCAAGAUUGUUCUAA